Messenger RNA from Phaedon cochleariae (mustard beetle), 4212 nucleotides. NCBI's taxonomy places the organism in Eukaryota, Metazoa, Arthropoda, Insecta, Coleoptera, Chrysomelidae. The record is from the annotation of a GenBank genome assembly.
AGAAUGUAUGUAACUGCCAAAAUUGAUUGUCCUAUAUCCUUUCUCAUUGUCUUAGUAACAGGUGAAACAAUAUAACAGUGAAUAUGAUAGUUAUUUUGAAAAUUAUUUUUCACUUCCUGUGUUGAAAGCUUACACAAUUACAGUUUGGAGAUCAAGCAUCAUGGUCAUUACACAAAUUAAGGUCAAUUUCUUUGUGAAAAUUUGGAAUGUAGUAAACUGCCAAAAUUGAUUGUCCUAUAUCCUUUCUCAUUGUCUUAGUAGCACAAUCUGUUAGCACUGUAGCAGGUGAUGUUGAAUUCAGAAAUGGAUAUUGCAAACAGGUGAAACAAUAUAACAGUGAAAAUGAUAAAAUUAUUUUGAAAAUUAUUUUUCACUUCCUGAUUAGUAAAAGAUUAUCUAUUUUAUUGUUGAAAACUUACACAAUAACACAGUUUGGAGAACAAGCAUGGUUAAUGCAAGCUAUAGUAGGGCAUAUAGCCUUUCCUGUUCCACUAACUACAUCCAGACCCCAACUUUUUGCAAAGUUUGGAUACUUUAUUAUAACAUUAUUCAUUUGAGCAUGGCAAAAAUGUUUCACCAUCAGUCCACCAAUAUAUAAAUGUAUUUUGUCCAUGUCACUUUUAGAUUGGAAUUGAUCAAAAAAAGUUGUCUUCAGAAUUAAAUACAACAAAUUUCUUGUUGCACCCUAGAACAUUCAAAUUAAAAAGAAGUCAUUGAUUAUGAAUAUGCUCACAUAUAAUAUUUUGUUGAUUUGGGCUGAAGACAAUUGAUUGAAAUUUGUCUCAAGGGAAUAAAUGAAUGGGUAAUUAUUCUCUGGGUUCCCAUAUUUCAUUUCAUCUUUAAUAUCAGUCACAAAGUGUUUGCUUGCACCAUACAACAUCAAUCUGAAUGCCAUAUAGCUGUAGUCUGUAUCUUCCAUUGACCAGAAAUGUCUCUGAAGCCCAUAACAUUCAUAUCUAUGAUAGUUUUUGUAAGCCAUACUGAGGCAUGUUCUUGAACAGAAUAUACAAACAUUACAGCCCCUACAUCUGAAGCAAAAGAAAGCUAGAAAAGAGAUGACUUGAUGCAAGAAUCAAGUAGGUAUUACGUAUAAAAAAGUUUGCAAGUUAUUCCACAGUUAUGGCAUCUAUAGAGAGAUGAAUCCUUAUCUCCCACACAUGUACAUAGUGGCCUAACUUGUAGUACUGUUGGGCAUUCAUUUAUAAUAACUGUAUCCCUUGGAAUCUCUUCUUUAGCAAUGAAAUGUUUUCCUCUCUCAAUAGAAUUUCUGCAGCAAACAUUGUCAAUUAGAGAUUAUGUCAAAUAGUUUUCAAAGAAAACUUACUCUAGCCCCAAGAGAUUGGAACAAUAAAGGAUAUCCUUGCUCUGUUUUUUGAGAGGAAUAGGUUCAAAAUAUGAGUUAAGUUCUUCAUUGGGGAUUUCAUUAUUCAUUACAUCUUUGAACAGUUCACAAUAAUCAUUCAUCACCUCAAUAUCUCUGAGUAUUUUGUUGAUACAUCCAUUUUUGCUUGAAACAAAUAAUAAAAUAAUAUUAUUCCUAGUUAAUAGUAAAUCUUCAAAUAUUUCAAGGUGGAUUAAUAUAGGACCUACAUAACUAUAUAUUCAUACCUUAUAGCAUUGUAGUAUUUGGCAAAGGCAUCAUAUUCAUUCAAGUAAGUUUCUUUGAAAUAGUACUUUCCUUGAAAAUUUAUAUUAUCUCCAGCUAAAAAACGUACCCAAUAAUGUUGAGAAAUAAAAAUGGACAAGAUCUAAACUCACCCUUAGUUAGGGGCAUGUUUUCAAAACAAAAUGAAAAGAGGAUCACAAAGUUGGUAACUAGUUCGACCUGAAUUUCAUGAACAUGAAUAACGAAAAAUCGAAUAAACUAAUAUAGUCAAAACACCCAGUAAAUAAAAAUAAUAAAAAUAUGAACGAAAUAAACACUAAUCACUGGAACUGACAUUACUCAUCCUUACAAUAAUUAUACAACCCACACAUCUCAUUUCGAAGGAAAGUUAUGAACUACUCGAAACUGUGUCGAAGUGAGUAGUUCAAAUGUCGUAUUUUGGUAUUUUUCAUUUAAAACCAGAAGAAGAACGGUUUGACAUUUGACAACAAUUUACUCCUUGAAUUUGACAGUGACACUGACACAUCAGCAGUUUUUAUUUAUAUUAAUUAUUUGUUUUUGUUGUGAUGACAAAAAUACAAGAACUAUAAUUUGAUGAUAGAUUAUAUUGUAUAAAAGCAGCUGACUAUUUAAAGAUGUCUCGCCACAGGGACAUCAGAAAUAUGGAUUAUCUGGAUGACUAUGAUGGAUAUGAUGAUGUAUAUGGACAUUCUGUUGAGGACGAUUAUUACAUUUCCCCCAGUAACAGACAAUUCAUCUAUAAUCGUGAACACUCCACAAGAAGUUCUGAAGGUGAUAUCAAAGAAGAAGAUGAAUCAGAGGCACAAUUAACUGAUUUGGAAAAAACUAAAGUGGAAUCUUGCAUAGAUCAAAUCAAAGAAACUCUAGGUUCUAUUAGUAUCAGUAGAAAUGAUCUGAUAAACAUGAUAAUGAAGGAGUCCUUCAAUGUAGAAAAGAUAAUAAAUACAAUCUUGGAAACACCAAGAGUCCAGCCAGAACCAGUUAAAGAAAAAGUAAACAUACAAUCAACAACAGCACAGUCUGAGCUACCUACCAUAAAAGUGGUGUCAACACCUAAAACUGCAACAAAUGUGACAAAAGGCUUUGACUUGCCUCAAAAAGAGGCCAGGCCCCCUGUUUUGACCCCAAGGUCACAGUCGCCAUCUUCAGACAGAGAGACCCCUACAAACUUACCAAAUGUUGAUGCAUCAGAGGAUCUCAAAACUCCCAAAAUUAGGGAGAACAAGUUGGAUGUUCAACAGGUUUAUCAAAAGGAACGUGGGGAUGGUAAAGAACAUUUGUACAUGGUUGUCAUUGGACACGUGGACGCCGGUAAAAGUACACUGAUGGGACGCCUCUUGUGUGAUUUAGGACAAGUGAACCAGAGAAUAAUGCACAAAUAUGAACAAGAAAGCAGAAAAUUGGGGAAACAAAGCUUCAUGUAUGCUUGGGUGUUGGAUGAGACUGGAGAGGAACGUAAUAGGGGAAUAACAAUGGAUGUAGGCCGAUUCCAAUUUGAGACAGAUACAAAAAUUGUGACGAUCCUGGACGCUCCCGGCCACAAGGACUUCAUACCGAACAUGAUCUCUGGGGCGGGACAGGCGGAUGUGGCGCUGCUGGUGGUGGACGCUACCAGAGGCGAAUUCGAGACCGGUUUCGAUGCGGGGGGCCAGACCAGGGAGCACGGGCUGCUGGUGCGCUCGCUGGGAGUCUCCCAGGUGGCCGUGGCUGUCAACAAGCUUGACACGGUGGCGUGGUCGCAAGAAAGGUUCAACGAGAUCGUCGCGAAAUUGAAAGCUUUCCUCAAGCAGGUCGGGUUCAAGGACACCGAUGUGACGUUCGUACCUUGCAGCGGGUUGACGGGACAAAACUUGGUCAGCAAACCGACUGAGACAGAGCUGAUCAGUUGGUACGACGGUUCCUGUCUAUUGGAUGUGAUAGAUAAAUUCCGAUCUCCAGAGAGACCUGUCAAUAAGCCUUUCAGAUUAUCUAUCGAUGAUAUAUUCAAGGGUACCGGCACGGCCUUCUGCGUAUCAGGCAGAAUCGAAACCGGCUGCCUGACCGUCGGCGACAAGAUCCUCGUGUGCCCCAAUCGAGAAUCGGCCAUUGUCAAGUCGCUGGCUAUCGACGAGGCGCCGCAGGCGGUCGUCUUCGCCGGCGACCAGGCCACAGCCACCUUGUCCGGCAUCGAAAUGCAGAACGUCUCUGUGGGGAACGUGCUUUGCGAUCCGACGAGUCCUGUACAAGUGGCCUCUCAGUUUCAAGCGAGGAUCGUGGUGUUCAACGUGACAGUUCCUAUUACGAAAGGUUUCCCGGUAGUUUUACAUCACCAGUCUCUAGUCGAGCCUGUCGUGGUCAGCAAGCUGAUUUCGCAGUUGAACAAGAGCACCGGGGAAGUCCUGAAGAAGCAUCCGCGGUUUCUGGGAAACAACACCAGCGCCAUCGUGGAAAUCAAAGUGUCCAGACCCAUUGCUUUGGAGUUGUACAGCGAGUGCAAAGAGCUCGGGAGGGUUAUGCUCAGGGUGGGGGGAGUGACUAUCGCGGCUGGACUCAUUACUAAAAUCAUCUUGUGAGAUAUUAAUUAGUUGUGAAUAAAGUGGUUAGUU